UUUUAGUGCGGACUGAGGCCUGACGAACACGGAGGAAACCCUUUUCUUUAGCCCAUAAUGGGUUACAGCCAGCUGUGCCUGUUGCUGCUGCUGAGCAGCUACACAUUGGCUCAGGACAGCAAUGACAAUAAUGAACAAACUUCAACAUGCCUGCUGGCAUCCAGAUUCAAGGCCUAUAAGAAAUAUGUGUAUCAGUAUAUGGCAGAGAGCCGGAACGGUGUGGUGGGCACUGCCAACCUGAGAAAUGGCCCGAAAGUCUCCUGUCAGGUUGAGAUCGAAGUCCCACAGAUCUGCAGGUUCAUCAUGCAUACCAGAGGCUGUGUACUCAGUGAGGUGUCUAUCAUGGAUCCCCAGGGCCAGCCGGUCUACAAGCAGUCCCCUGGCUCCGAGGCGUUCCAGGCUGCCAUGGAAAAGAAUGCUCUUAAGUUCAGUGUGGAGGAAGUCACUAAUGUAGAGCUUUACCCUGAGAAUGAUGAGCCGGUCAACAUCCUCAACAUCAAGAGAGGAAUCAUUUCUGCUCUCAUGGUGCCAAUCCUGGAGGAUGGACAAAGCAGCUUCAUGAGCACAGUGCAUGGCCACUGUUUAACAGAUUACGUGGAGAAUGCUCGGAAGGAUAUUGCCACAGAAGUGACCCUGUCCAGAGAUCUAUCUCAAUGUGACCAGUUCUACAGCAGGGAUCUAUCCAACAGCCCCCUGGCCCUGCUGCAAAAACUGCACAGCCCCAUGUCUAAGCUGAUAACCAGCACUCAGAAAUGCAACUAUCAGUUUGAUAACAGGGGAAGGCACAUCACCACAGCCAUGUGCACAGAACAACAUAUCUACCUGCCCUUUUCUCACGUAGAUAAUGGAAUAUCAUCUGUGUUAACCCAAGAUCUGAGCUUUCAAAGUUCCAAGAGAAUCAACAACAGAAUAUUUGAUGUGAACCCCAGCCAGAGCACACCACUGCACUUUGAAGACCCUGAGGAUAAAGCACCGGUCCAAACAAAGGAUGCUGUUCUGAGCACCUUUCGGGACCUUGCAGCUUUGCCAGGCACAGACCAGGGUCAGAAGAGGACCAGCCUUUUCCAUAAACUGGUGUCCGGCUUACGUGUCCUGAGGAACGAGACCCUCAGCCAGACGGUCCCUGAGAUGCGAGAAAUAUCGGGCUGGCUCACCUGGCAGGCCCUGAUCCAGUGUGGAACCCCAGAGUGCACCAGCGCCAUCCUCCAGGUUAUUAGGACCAUUGACGGGGUGUCCCUGGAAGUGGACGCUCUCGUCUACGGGCUGAGCCUCCAGGCUAACCCUGACGCAGCACGUGUCCGAGAUAUGCUCAGCAUGGCUCAGUAUAAACAGAGCAAGGCAAUCAUGUACGCUCUGGCAAACACAGUCAAGAAGUUCCAUGAAGGAGCGGUUACUCCAGUGGUCACAGAUGUGUCAAAAUUCAUGGAGACACUCUUAAAUGACUGCUCAUUGGAAAUCCAAGAUUAUGACUCAGAAUUUCCUCCUGACCCUGCAGAGACUUCCUUCCUUGUCCUGAGGGUUGUUGGUGUCAUGGGUCAAGCCAUGCAAGCUGCCAGCCCAGACCUGAUUUCCUCUAUUUUGCGGUGCGCUCAGAAAACAGACAUUCCACUGUCAAAUCAGAAGGCAGCCAUACGGGCCUUCAGACUGAUGGACAUUAAUGAUGAGAUCAGAAACGUUCUCAUGGAGGUUUACCAGGACACUCAGAGCCCCGUUGAAAAACGCUUAGCAGCUUACCUCAUUCUGAUGAAGACCCCGGACUAUACACUUGUUAGAAACGUUGUCAACAGUCUGGAGAAUGAGAGAAAUGAGCAGCUCAGGAGCUUUGUGAUCUCCCAUCUGAACAACAUCCGCAACUCUGAUGAGCCACAAAUGCAUGAACUCAGGGAGUACAUUGACUUGGCCUUAAAGGACGAGCUCUCACCUCCAAACAAGGUCUUUGAUGGCAUGUCACGCAACUACAAAAUCAACUCCCCCUUAGGCUCAAUCCAGAGCAACAUGAUCUUCGAUGACAGGGACACUCUACCUAAGGAGAUGAUGCUGGAGACCACUCUGAAGGCUUUUGACUACAACUAUGACAUUUUUGAGGUUGGUGUUGAAGGGACGGGAUUUGAACCAACAAUUGAUGCUCUUUUUGGAGAAAAAGGUUUCUUUCCUGAAUCCAUCUCCAGAGCACUGUACAUGGCAGGAGACACUGCCCAGAUGCUCAGAGAUGUUCUGGAUAGAACUGCCCCUCAACAAGACAGAAAGAAGAGACAGGCUCCACAAGAUCAUCUGAAAGCUAUCACAGAGAGUUUCCAGAGGCUUAUGAAUGAUCUGCGUUUUUCUCCAACACCUGAAGCCACUGCCUAUCUUCGGCUUCUGGGAAAUGAGAUCGGAUACAUGAAGACCACUGAAAUGAGAAAACUGGCCGAGACUCUGUUCAUGUACUUCCACAUCUUCAUCAGGAUUCUGCCUGGCUCGGCCUUCAAUGCAUUGAUGUCUAGCACUGAAAAUGAAGUCUUUGCCCACUAUAUCUUCAUGGAGAAUGCAUUCGCUUUACCCACUGCCUCUGGCUUCCCUCUAAAAUUCUCUCUGGCUGGUGUGUUUGCACCUGGAGCCAAAGGAGGCCUGGUUCCUUCAGCAAUGACGGAUUUGUCCUUCAUGCCUUCAGUUGGGCUGGAAUUCAUCACCCAGAUGGGUGUGCACAUUCCAGACUAUGUGGACGCAGGGAUUGAGAUGCACACAAACAUGUACCAUGAGAGUUCUCUCAAUGCCAAAGUCAGCAUCAACAAAAACCAGAUUAAACUGUCCAUUCCUGCUCCUACUUCCAACACUCAGCUGUUCAGCAUUAGCAACAAGCUGCUGUCCAUCUCGUCUGGUCAAACAAAAAUAGUGCCAUCCCUGGUGGAGGACCGCACUGACUCAACGAACUGCCAGCCGCUGUUCACUGGUCUGAACCUCUGCACAACAUGGCGUUAUUCCAAUGCUACAUCCAUGGACCAGGCCCCAUAUUACCCUCUGACUGGAGAAACCAAGUUUGCGAUGGAAAUCCAGCCUACAGGGAAGGUUUCAGAGUACACCGCCACCAUCACUGAUGAAACACUCAGAGAGGGUAAAAAGGGACGUCAUAAAGUAGAAACUCUGAAGCUCACCCUGAGGGCAGAAGGUGAAGAUUCAGUCGAAGCCACAGCAGCACUGAAAUACAACCGCAAUAAAAACACUUUGUCCACUGACGUCGUCAUUCCUGACUAUGACGUGGAAGCAGGCAUCAAACUGGCCGUCACUAACGGUGAUACUGAUGGAACAAAGAUGCGAGGUAUCACCAUCGACGUCACCAAUAAGAACAUCCCACAGCUGACUCUGGUUGGACGCACGAGACUUGAUAUGAUGAGAGAUGCCAUGUUGCAGCUGGAAAUGGGCAUUCCUUCUCUGAAAACUGAUGCAUCUGUCACUGCAAACCUGAAGAAGGAUGAGGAUGUGCUUCUGGACUUGGAAACAGUGAUCCGCCUCCCUGAGACAACCUACCAACAUAAAACCUCCCUAAAAUACGAUAAUGACAAAUUUGAGGUGGAAGUGAAAACAGAUCUCAAUUCAGAUGUACAGAAAAUGAUACCAAACCUGGAGGAUCAUCACAGGAAGUUCCAACAGCUUAUUGAUGAAAUCCUGGACCAGAGAGUCACAAAGACUGACAUGAAACUGCGUCACAUAGUCACCAAAGGCAUCGAGGCAGGGAAUAUAUGGCUGGACAAACUGACAGCAAGCAUGCCCUAUCUGGCAAACCUGCGAAGUAAAAGGAGCGUCUCAGAUCUCACCUUGCCAUCCCUUCCUGACAAACUGUUUCUGCAAUCUGAAAGUUUGUUCCGGUACCAGUUCAACAAGGAUAGGUUGGCCAUCUCGGUUCCUCUUCCACAUGGGGGCAAAAAGUCAGAGGAAUUAAACUUCCCAAAAACUCUGUCUACGCCCGUCAUAGAUUUGCCAGAGAUAGGCCUCUAUAUCCCAGCCAACAAUUAUCCACUACCAUCAUUCAUUAUACCACCUUCUUUGGAUUUCACUGUUCCUCUCCUUGGUCUGGCUGAAGCAUCCACCAAGGUCAGCAGCAACUUCUACAGCUGGGAGGGCUCAAUCUCUGGGGGAAACAACACUGUUGAUGUCCCCAGCUAUGUUGCUCAGUACAAGGCCAUUGGUCAAUCACCUUUCAACUUACUUUCGUACAAACUUGAAGGAGCCGCAAUGAUGUCAGGAAGAGCUGACGAUAACCUCAAGUAUCUUCUGAAUAGUUCCUUCAGCCAUGUCCUCGUUGACACAAGCCUCAGUGUCUUAGAAACAUUAAGGGUUUCAAACAAAUUGAAUGCGAGAGCCAAUUAUAAGUUUGAAGCCUCUAGUCCAGUAGGCUUGCAAGCCUCUCUCUACUACUCUGCUCAGUCAACAUCCACUCUAGAUUCAGAUGAAGUCUCAGGAGAUGGUACCGUGGAUGGAUUAUUUAAAAUAGGUUCAUUCUACACUAAUACCUCCUACACUCAAAGUUACAACCUGCGUCCAAGAGAUCAAGAAGGAAGGGGAGAGUCCACCCUGCUCUUUGACUCACCAAUCCUCAAAUUUCAGAACAUGAUCCGUGGAGUUUAUGCAAAUUCUGAGUUGAAUAUUGUGUCCAAAACCAGUGCACAGAAGGACAUCUUCAAACAUAUAGCAGAGCUCAAGUAUAAAGAUGCACAGCUGAUUCUAAAGUGCAAUGCUGUUGCCACACCCAUGGGUAAAUCACUAAACAACAAAGUUGAGCUUGGUGUAUCCAGCCAAAUGGCCCUCGUCAGAAUUGAGUCACAGGCAGACGAUGACACAAAAAGGGCAUACUCACUUAUAACAGGGUCCCUGGAUUCAAAUGGACUUGAAUUAAACUCUGAGGGUUCCUUCAUCUUUGACACAGGCCGUGGAUUGCAUAAGGCUACUGUAAGAAUUGGAAGAAGUGGUCUGACCACAAGUGGAACCAACAGCAUUCAGUGCAGUCCUGUGACACUGGAGAAUUUCUUCAGUUGUGCCAUAGACAACAAUGGAGCAUCCAUGGACUCUACUACCAAAGUGAUGGCUGAUGAGGGCAGAGGAGAGCUGAUUAUUAAGAGUAAAAUCACAGGUGCUGAAGCCUCUAUGUAUGGUGACCUUACAGGACAUGCAUACGAUGCGGCCACAACAAACAACCUGAACAUUGUACUGAACAGAGGGACUCUGACCCUUACUGGCAAUUCAAAAGGAACAUUUAAGCAAAUGAAAACAGAAAAUAGCCACACCCUGACCCUCACUCUGUGGACAGUCAAACUCCACUCCAACACUAACAACUUCAUCUGUGAAGACAUUUACUACAAGCAAGACACCAAGGUUGAUAUGAAACCAUUUGUUUUGGCAUUUGAUAUGACAAAUGACCUCAGGUUUUACGAUGUCAGUUUGAACAAUGAAGGCCACAUCAAGCUUGAGCCAAUUAAGGUGGAUCUCAGUGGAAGUACGACAGGAGCAUAUGGAGAACAACACAAUGUUAAACAUGCCUAUGAACUCACCUAUGACAAUAUGGCUGGUACACUGAAAUGUAGCACAUCUGGAAAUGUAAUGGAAGCCCAAUUAAGUCACAACUGUGAACUUGAAGUUGCUGGACUUUCUUCAACAUCAAACUGUGAAGCAAGAAUAAAUUCUGAACCUCUGCGCUUUGACGGCACCAUUCGCACCAUGGCACUGCCUUUCAGCCUCACUAUUGAUGCUCUUGUGAACAGUGAUGGAGAAAUUAACCUACAUGGAAAGCAUACCGGACAGCUGUACAGCAAGUUGCUGGUUAAAGCUGAGCCCCUAGCUCUUGCAUACUCACAUGACAGCCGGGUAUCAACCACACAUAAACCUCGAAGAAGGGAGUUUUCCACUAAUUUAGACAACAAAUGUGAAGGUGUUCUGACUCCAAAUGAACAAUAUCUGACCUGGAAUGUAAAAUCUAAACUGAACGACCAUACUUAUAACCAGGCCAUUAGUACUUACAACCAUCCUGAGAAGGCUGGAUUUGAGUUUUCAGGAGUAAUGUCGACAGACGUUUUCAGCAGAUAUAAAAGAUCAGUACCUGAAACACAAGAAUUCAGAAUGACAGGAUUCAUCAAGUAUGACAAGAACAGUGACUGUCACAUUAUUGAAAUUCCAUUCAUCGAAAGCUUUCCUGCUGCUUUUGAGAAGCUCAAGAACACACUUGCACAAGCCUUAGAAUCGCUGCAACAGUUCAUCCGUAACUUAGAUAUUAAUCAGCUAAUCACUGAUUUCAGAGCCAAAUUAGACGAGAUACCAGUUCAAGUGAGCGAUUUCAUGCGAGAAAUGGACUUGGAGAACAAAGUCGAUCAAGUUAAAGUAAAACUCGAUUACUUGUUUAAUGAGUUUGCUGUAACAAUGGAUGACUUGGAGCUUGCAAUGAACAAUUUCAGAGACAAUUUGGAAUAUACUGUCACAGAUAUUGCUACCAAAAUUAAAGACCUAAUCCUUAAAAUUGAAGAGUAUGUCAACUCAGGGCAACUUGCUGACAAUAUAACGAAUGUACUUUCACACAUAGGGAAUAGGGUUCAGUCUUUUGAUGAAAAAUAUAACAUUAAGCAAUCAUUUGUCAAAGUGCUGGAUGUCAUUGAGGACAUCAUCAGACAGAUUAAUUUACAGAAGUUGAAGGACAGCAGUGCUGCAUUCCUGCGAGAGGUAGAUUCUAAAUACGGCAUCUUGGAAACAAUCAAAGAGAAACUGUCUGAUUUAAAACAAGCCAUUGACAACUUUGACAUCAACGUGUUCUUGCAAGAUGUAAAGGGCUAUCUUCUCUCAAUCGAUUGGGUUGCAUAUCUUGAGCAGCUCUCAUAUAAAAUUCCCUCCUCACAGAUAAAAAAAGUUUUGGAAUCUAUGAAUGAUGUUAUUGUCAACUGGAUUGACGAGUAUGAAAUCCCUGACAAACUCAAUGCAGUGUAUUCCGACUUCAAGGAUCUGCUUUUAAAAUAUGAUCUUGAUGAUAUAUUUAAAGAUCUAAUGGAUCAGGCUGUUACUCUUGUGAAGGAAUUUAAAAUUGAAGAGACAGUGCAAACAGGUGUAGAAACUCUGAAAUCGAUCAAAUUUGAAUUUGUUUAUGAUAAAGUUAUGCAGUUUCUGCACAGUUUGACGAGCCAGCUCAAAGCAACUGACUUUAAGAAAAGCAUUGAUGACCUCAACGAACAUAUUUCUUCAAUGCUCAAGUCAAUGAAGGAAUUUGACUAUGAUGCAUUUGUUGAUGAGACUAACAAGAAGAUUGCUGAACUAACAGAAUAUAUCAAUGAGCAGAUUAAAACAUAUGAGAUUGUGGAAAAAAUUGAGGCUGUUAGGGACUUUUUCAGAGAGAUCCAAAGUUCCAUCUUCACAUAUCUGGAUGAACUCAAAAACACAAAGGUAGCUGAUGCUCUAAAAAAACUGAAACGUGUAAUUGACACUACUUUUUACAAUGACAUUAAACUGAAAGCACUGGAUAUGCUUGAGGACAUGAAGCAAAGGAUCUCAGACAUGGAUGUUAGAGAUGAAAUAUACAUUUACCUCCAAAGAGCAAGUGAAUCCUACAGAAAUAUAGUUGCUUAUAUUUCUACACAGUUUGAUCGACUGAUGGAGAAGAUUCAAGAAGUGGCAAAAAGCAAUGACGUCAUUAACCAGAUAAAGCAAGCUGUAGAUGGACUUCUCAAAAGACUGAAAAGUGCUGAGAUUGAAGUUCCCACUUUUACUGUUCCUCUCACUGAUCUUGUCAUUCCAGCAUUUACAAUCAACCUGAACAAACUCCAGGAUAUCAGCAUCCCAUCUCAGAUUUCACUCCCUGAAUUCACCAUUCUCAACUCGUACACAGUCCCUGCCAUUAUUAUAGACUUUGAUGAGAUUAAAGCUAGAAUAGUUGCAGUCAUAGAUGACAUGAAAGAAUUUGAAAUCCAAACACCUGACCCAGAAGACAUCUUUGGUGACUUGAAAGUUCUGUACUUAUCUGAACUACCGGAUCUUACGUUUCCAGAAAUAACACUGUCCGAGAUAAAAUUUCCAGCCAUCAACAUCCCCAAAUUAAGUUUGAACAACUUUGAAAUUACAAUGCUUCCAAUUCCAGAGAUCAAGUCUCCUGGAGUCCCCAGUGACGUUUGUAUCCCAGUAUUUGGCAAACUUCAUGGCGAAUUUAAAAUUAACGCCCCACAAUACAGUCUUGAAACUACAUGGAAACUUGAAAAUUCAACGACAACAUUGAAAAGCCCACAGUUUACAGGCACCAUUACUUCUCAUGCCAAAUCACCAAUUGAGCCCCUGGAAUACACGUUUGAAGCCACUGCUCAGUUGGAAGCUCCAAGAAUGAAGAAGUUGCUGUUCACAGAGACAAUGAAAGCUAACCAUAUAGCCUUCUCCAUUGAUCAUGAAGGGUCCUUGACAUUGACUGGUUCCUCCGCUGAGGCUUCUGCAAAGACUACUACAAAGGCCACAACCCCAAUGUACACAGCAGAAUUGAUCAGUAUUAUGGCAUUUACUUUAAGGAAUGGAAUCUAUGCAAGCAUAGACACAACCUACAACCACAAUCUGGACAUCCCAUCAAUUGAAACUUCAAGUCAGGCAUCAAUGCAGCAAAUUAUAGCAGCCACAAUGGAAUCUGGCAAAAUUAGUGUGAACAGUGAAACUAUUGGUAAUGGAAAAUGGUCUAUUCAGGACUACUCUGAUGAAGGUACGCACAAAAGUAAUGCAGAAUUUAACAUCGAUUUUAACACUGCAAAGUUAACUUUUGCAGGAGAAACAGACUGUAAAGCCUUAAAAGCAAAACAAACAUUGACUGCUGAAUCAGUGAUCCUAAGCCAUAUCACUGCUGAAGCAAGAUGUGAAGCUGAAGUUCCAUCUGUCAAGAAGAGUGUUAUGGUUGUAAAUGGAGAGGCUCAUUUUGGGGACUUGAAAGUUGCUCUAACAGCUUCCCAUGAUGCUGAAUUUACUGGAAACCUCAUUGGAUCCAUGUCUAACUCGUUGGAAUUCAUGACCCAUCCAUUUGAGAUUGUUCUUGAUGUUAAGAAUAAAUUAAACUCCAAGAUCUUCUUCCCCCUCAAACUCACUGGUAAGGUGGAUCUCCAGCAUGAUUAUGGCGUUGUAUUAAACUCUGAGAAACAGCGUGCAUGUUGGUUUGCUUUGGCAAGAUUCAAUCAAUACAAGUAUGGCCAUAACUUCACAGCAGAAAACAAUGAAAUGGACAUCUUCCUCCUCUCUUCAGCCAGUGGAGAGGCCAAUUUAGACUUUUUGACUGUUCCUCUCUCAGUCCCACAGAUAAACAUACCUUAUUUUGAAAUGCAAACCCCAGAGGUUAGAGACUUUUCUCUGUGGGAAAAUGUUGGAUUAAAAACCUUGCUUACCACUCCUCAACAGUCCUUUGAUAUGAACCUGAAGCUACAAUAUCACAAGAAUCCUGAUACUCACAAGUUUGAAUUAUACCUGGAACCAAUCUACAGUGUAAUCAGCGACAACGCCAACAUCAUCCGACAUCAAUUUGAAGAAUGUAGAGACAAAGUAGUUGCCCUUCUAAAAGAUUCAUACAACCAAGCAAAGUCACAGUAUAUAAAACACAAAAUUGAAACUUCUGGUAUUCCUCCUAGAAUCUUCAGAGUCCCUGGAUACAAAAUACCAGUAUUGAACAUUGAGGUUUCUGCUUUCAGGGCUGAGAUGCCAGCCUUUAGCUACUUUGUUCCCAAGGAGGUCAGUACACCGAGCUUCAAAAUUCCAGCACUGGGUUUCUCUGUGCCAUCCUAUACCCUAGUGCUGCCAUCUUUGAGGUUUCCUGUCAUCCAUGUUCCAGACACUUUAAGUGAAAUAAAGCUGCCCACUUUCACACUACCAGACAUUCAGAAUAAUGUUGUGAUCCCAGCUAUGGGUAACAUAACUUGUGACUUCUCCUUCAAAUCCCCUUUGAUUACCAUAAGUACUAAUGCAGGCCUUUACAAUCAGUUUGACAUUGUUGCUCGGUUUAGCACCUCCUCAUCAUCUGUGUUUGACAUACUGAAUGUAAAAAUUGAUGGUACCACAAGUCUGACAAAGAAGAGAGGACUAAAAUUAGCCACGACUGUAUCCCUGGAGCAUAACAACAUAGAAGCAAACCAUGAAUGUGCUGUUAGCCUCAACAAAAGAAGUAUGGAAGCUUCUGUAGCCAACAAUGCAAAAAUCAGUUUACCUUUCCUCAGUCUGGAACUGAAUCAUGAACUCACUGGAAAUACCAAGACUAAGCCAAAUGUUUCUUCUAAGAAAAAAGUAAAGUACACGUUGAACAUUCCUCUGAUUGAGUCUGUAGGCAAAGGGAAUCUUGAAAUGAUUUGGGACCUGGAAGCAUUAUCUUCUGAUGUGUCACUGGAGACCUCUACCAAAGGGAAGUCUGACAUAACCGUGAUGGACAUUUGGAAUUUUGCUGGAGAUCUGGAAAAUGGAGCCACUUUCUACCUCAAUGCCAAUGGCCUGCGUACGACUGUCACAACAGCCUUGAAUUCAAACAUUAACAAACAGGCCAAACAAAAACGGAGCUCAAACAACGUCUUCAUGUUUUACUUGAAAAAGAACUUGGCUCUUGAGGUUUCCUUGCGCCGUAUGUUUGCAACAAUUGAUUACACGAGUACUAACAAUGUGGAUUUUGCACCUAUCAGUACAAAUGGAAAACAAAAUUUUAAAGGAGAACUAGAUUUUGUUCCUUUAACAACCUUGAAGACUACACUGAACAUCGAUGCAAGUCAGCCAAGUAGUUUGGGUGACGUUGAAGUCACUCAGAGCAUCAAGCUUGCUAUUAGCUCAGAGAAGCAGUCUUUCACCUGGAAUGGUAAAGAACAGCUGGCAUCGCUCAUCCAUGUUUGUGAUUUACUCAUGUCCAAUGAUGAAUCUGAGGUACGCAUGGACUUGACUGGAUCUGUAGAAGGUCAUCUAGCAUUCCUGAGGUCAGUUAAGCUUCCUGUAUAUCAGAAGACCCUCUGGGAUGUUCUCAAAUUUGAUCAGGUCACAAAUAUAAACAAAUUACAAUUCUUUCAAAUCUCUUCUAGUAUUGUAUACAUGAAGAGCAUGGAUGGCUAUGUUUACACAAUACCAUCUACAUUAUUUCAAAAUGGUGUCACGUUUAAUGUCCCUGAAAUAAGCAUUGCUCUGCCUUCUUGGGUAAAAUCAAUUCCAGAUUCAAUAAGCAAAGUAGACAUGAGAUUUGAAAACACUUAUGUCCCUGAUCAUAUCACUCUUCCACCUGAAAUCAAAUUUCCAGCCUUUGAUGUUCCAUUUACCACCUUACAUGUGGAACCCUUUGGAAUUGAUCCUAAAAAUCUCCACAUCCCGAAGGUGAUCACCACCAAGGAAUUUGAAAUCAAGCUGCCUGGCUUGCCAAUAAUGUCAGUUCCCAGUUACAAUAUUAACACUGAGUAUCUACAGGAAAAAAUGUCAUUCCUUUCUAUCAAGUUGCCGCAAUACGAAGUCACAGUCUCAUCUCUCACGCUACCAAAAUCAUUUACAGUUGGAGAACGCACCUUCAGUCUAAAUGAUAUCACAAGCCAGAUUACAAACUUUGAACUACCAACCAUAGUCAUUCCAGAGCAAAAAAUUGAAAUCCCUGAAAUGGCUCUACACCUGCCUUCAAGUCUGUUUAUCCCAGCUUUUGGUGCCCUUGGUGGCACUCUGAAGGUUUCCUCCCCUAUUUACAACGUGACAACAACUAUCAAUCUGGAGAAACAGGGCUCAGAUCUGACAACUUCGCUGAAUUCCCUCUGUACUUCUACCAUGAUCUUGUUGGAAUAUGACCUCUCUGCUACUGCAACCAUCAGAUAUGAUAAUGGAGUAAUUAAUCUAAAUGGGAAGUGCAACUUGAUUCACAAUGAUGUAAAUGUUAAAUGGCAACAUGUUCUGGCACAAAACCUGAGAAUGAAACGUCAAGCCUCUCUGACUGAUGUGGUGGAACCUCGUCAUACUCUCAAUGUUGACAUCAUCAGCCAGACAUUUGUUGACGGGAACUUCCGCUUUGCUUCCCGCAAAGAUGGCAUCACUGCAUCUAUGUCUUCUCCAUCAUCUGGUUUCCUUGGAUUACAAUUUCAGCGGAGGUCUCCAACGCAGCUGUAUGGAAAACUCUUCAGUCGCUACCUGUCCUCUCCUGAAAAGGACACUGAUGUUCUCACUGCUAAAGCCUCUCUGAAAAACUCAGACAAGUUGGUUUUCCAGAUGUCAUGGAAUUGGGAGUUCCUCCAUGAUGUGAUUGAGGGCACCAAGUACAGGAUUCCUGCCAUGACAGAUGCUGUGCUCAAGUUCAUUAACAAGUAUCACACCUACCACUUUGGCUUUAAUAUUCAGCGAGCCGGCAUGAAGAUGAAAAACACAGUUUCUAAUGUCAUAGAGAGAGGAUACCAUGAGGUUCCUAUGUCUUUUGACACACUGCAGGAUUUAGUCCACAGCCUUGCUGACCAAGGGAAAGACAUGUAUAGGAAGGCUUCGGACGGCUUGAUGUCCAUGAAUGUGCAGGAUGCCAUAGACAGACUGGUUCACGAGGCUAGAGAAAUGAUAAAACUCAUUGAAGAUAAAAUGAAUGCCUUGCUAGAUGAAAUCACCCAGUUUUUGAGAGAUCGAGAUCACUCAGUGCCCGAAUGGAAGAGACUCUCCAUCCCGGAGAUCUUCCAGGAAGCUCGUUCGUCUGUAUCGAGAGAGACUGACAGGGUGAUCCAAAGGUUUUCCAGCCUCAUGGUAAAGAUUUCUACGUACAUCAGAGAAGUUGAGUUCACUUUACCCAGAACUGAUGUUGUUGUUAAUGGAAAUGAGGUAAUGGAUAAACUAAAAUCUGUAUAUAACGAGCUACGACAUCCCAUGAGCAGGGAGCUCAGUGUGAUUCACAACAGAGUGGCACAUCUUUUCCAGGUUAUUAUUAAAAAGGCAGAGGAUUUCAUCACCUACCUAAAAGAUAAAAAUGUGGACAUUUCUUCUGAAAUUCAUGCCAUUCAUGCAAAAAUUGUACAGUCUUCAAAACAACACACUGAGGAAGCAAAGAGACACGUGGCGGAGUACAAAGACCUUCUCAAAAUGAGGAUGGAAGAGGUGCAUAAGGCUUUAACUAUGGAGCGAGUAUAUACUGAUACUGAGGCGUUGAUCAGUAAUCUGCAAAUACAUCUCUAUGGAGGACUUCAUGAAGGUGUAGAUCUAAUGAGGAGGGCGUCCCAGAGCACUGCACCAUACAUUACAGUUAGCAAUAAAAAGGCGGACAUUGAAAUUCCUUUACCUUUCCUUUGGAAAUCUUUUAGCGACUGGCCGAAACAGUUCGGGCAGUAAACUCUGUCUGUGUUGAUGAAGUGAUUUUAUUAUGGCUGACUGAAUGUGAAAUAAUAUGUCUUUGUUUUAAUGCAAAUAAAAAAUACUUUAAAAGAGUCUUCAUUUAGUAGGUAAAAAUAUAAGUUAAUCUUCUGUAAGAUAUGUACAAUCAUAGCUUGCCAGUGUUUCGUGUUAGUUUCUGGUUGUUGAUGAUGUUUAAUUAAAUAACGCUGAAUGCACAUA
This is a messenger RNA of Amphiprion ocellaris (clown anemonefish), 13488 nucleotides long. RefSeq names its product apolipoprotein Ba (gene apoba). Gene Ontology annotation, biological process: triglyceride mobilization; lipoprotein transport; cholesterol homeostasis. The transcript is spliced from 29 exons. The record is from RefSeq and is a predicted model, not a curated record. The coding region runs from base 58 to 13266 and encodes 4402 amino acids. Gene Ontology annotation, molecular function: cholesterol transfer activity; low-density lipoprotein particle receptor binding. NCBI's taxonomy places the organism in Eukaryota, Metazoa, Chordata, Actinopteri, Pomacentridae. Gene Ontology annotation, cellular component: low-density lipoprotein particle; very-low-density lipoprotein particle; mature chylomicron.